CGCAUGCGCAGAGGGCGGAGCCUGCGGAAGUCCUGACGGAAAGGUCUUUUUGUUUGGGCCGCUGAGAGAGCGUCGACACUUUGGCUUGAUUCCCCUGGUUAAUAACCGUUUUUUAUCUGCAUAACAUUCGGGUGUCUUUUAUGAGUAAUCAAAAGCAGCAAAAGCCGACGCUAACUGGCCAGCGGUUCAAAACGAGGAAAAGAGAUGAAAAGGAGAGAUUUGACCCUACUCAGUUUCAAGAAAGUAUCGUACAAGGCUUGAAUCAAACUGGCUCUGAUUUGGAAGCGGUCGCGAAAUUCCUUGAUGCCUCUGGCGCCAAGCUUGACUACCGUCGCUAUGCAGAGACUCUCUUUGACAUCCUGGUGGCUGGCGGGAUGCUGGCCCCGGGCGGGACUCUAUCCGAUGACUUGACCCGCACGGAGUUCUGCCUCUUCACGGCACAAGAAGACCUGGAAACAAUGCAAGCAUACGCUCAGGUUUUUAACAAGCUGAUCAGGCGUUACAAGUACCUGGAGAAGGGUUUCGAAGAGGAGAUCAAGAAGUUGCUGCUGUUUCUUAAAGGGUUCACUGAGUCUGAGCGCAACAAACUGGCCAUGCUGACGGGCAUCCUGCUGGCCAACGGCAACAUAUCAGCCUCCAUCCUUAACAGCCUCUACAACGAGAACCUCGUCAAAGAGGGAGUAUCUGCAGCCUUCGCUGUCAAGCUGUUCAAGUCAUGGAUCAAUGAAAAGGACAUCAACUCUGUUGCUGGCAGUCUACGCAAAGUCGGCAUGGACAACAGGCUUAUGGAACUCUUUCCUGCCAACAAACGGAGCUGCGAGCAUUUUUCUAAGUACUUCACCGACGCUGGGCUCAAGGAGUUGUCCGACUUCGCCCGCAACCAGCAAUCCAUCGGCGCGCGCAAGGAGCUGCAGAAGGAGCUGCAGGAGCAGAUGGCCCGUGGCGACCCUCAGAAGGAGAUUAUCGCCUUCACCAAAGAGGAGAUGAAGAAGUCCAACCUGUCGGAGCAGGCCAUGAUCAACAUCAUCUGGACCAGCGUGAUGAGCUGCGUGGAGUGGAACAAGAAGGAAGAGCUGGUGACCGAACAAGCCAUCAAACACUUGAAGCAAUACAGCCUCCUGCUGAAAGCCUUCACCUCCCAGGGUCUGUCCGAGCUCAGCCUGCUGCUAAAGAUCCAGGAGUACUGCUACGACAACAUCCACUUCAUGAAGGCCUUCCAGAAGAUCGUGGUGCUCCUCUACAAAGCGGAUGUUCUGAGUGAAGAGGCCAUACUGAAGUGGUACACAGACGCCCACGUUGCCAAGGGGAAGAGCGUCUUCCUUGAGCAGAUGAAAAAAUUCGUGGAGUGGCUGAAGAAUGCCGAGGAAGAGUCGGAGUCGGAGGAAGAAGAGACCGACUAAAACCUCCCCCGCCAGAUGAGCUCUUUUUCUGCCCUUUUCUUUCUUUCUUUCUUUUUUUUUUAUAUAUAAGUAGCAGCAGGAGCAGUAGAAUGUUUUCUUUUUCUUCCUCUUUUCACCUCCUGUUACUUCUUCACCCUCCCCCCCCCCCACGGAGACACGCACGCACUCUCAAACAUUUAAACAAAAUUUAAAAAAGUAAGGUGUUUGUGUCGCGGCUCACAGUGGAAGCAGAAAACAAUGAAUACUCCCCCUCCCUUUUUUGUUAUUGGGGGAAGUAUUCUUACUGUUCUGUAAUUUGGUUAGAAAACAUUCCAGUGAUCUCGUCGGCCGCUGCUCGAACCAAUCACAAACAAAGUUUGCGUUUUUGAGACUAUGAAGCUGACGAAAAUGCCGUUUUUGCCAACGUUUCUCUUCUCCCCUUUUUGACUUUUUUUAUUUUGCCCCCAGCUCAUGUUUCUGGCUUCCUGUCUGGUCCUAAACUCUGCCUCCUUUUUCUUGACUUCUGGGUAAACCCUUUACCAUGUUUCUAGAUCAGUCUGUCAGAAGACAUGCCCCCCCCCGUCAGAUGCCUGAUUAUUAUUGGUUUCUACUUUCUUUAAUCUGAUAUCAACCGAUUGACUUUUUUAUGAAAAUAAAAGAUUAUUCAAAUGGUU
This is a messenger RNA of Perca fluviatilis (European perch), 2053 nucleotides long. RefSeq names its product basic leucine zipper and W2 domains 1a (gene bzw1a). The transcript is spliced from 12 exons. Gene Ontology annotation, cellular component: cytoplasm; membrane. Gene Ontology annotation, molecular function: protein binding. NCBI's taxonomy places the organism in Eukaryota, Metazoa, Chordata, Actinopteri, Perciformes, Percidae. The coding region runs from base 141 to 1400 and encodes 419 amino acids. The record is from RefSeq and is a predicted model, not a curated record.